AUGUCAAACGCUUUUGCUUCUUCCGUCGGUGCCAGCGGCGGCGGGUCGUCUGUGUCCGCGUCGGCCAUCGUCGGCUCGGUCAUCGGUUCCGGGUCACACUUCCUCCGCAUCGAGGGCUACUCCUCCACCAAGGGGCUUGGCAACGGGCGAUUCAUCGAGUCCGAGAGUUUCACCGUCGGAGGGCAUCGUUGGUGCCUGAGAUACUACCCUGACAGUUCAAACUAUCACGACUCCCUGGAGAUAUGCAUCUUUCUGAAGCUUGUUGACGCUGAUGCCAAUAAAGUGGAAGCUAAAUUCACUAUGAGUCUUCUCAACCAUAACGGGGAUCUGAUUCCGAGGCCAGGGAUCACCCGGGUGAUCCACCACCACACCUUUUCUGCCGGUAAAGAUUCGACUGGUGUUAUUCUCAUUUAUAGGGACGACCUGGAGCGACGCCUGAAGGAGGAUGCUUUCGUUGUCAGGUGCGAUGUCACAGUGGUGAAGGAGAUAUUCACCAAGGCCAUCCCGGUUUCUGAAGUUUUUUCGUCCUGUCGUAAAACGGGAAAGAUGAAACGGCUCCUCUCGUUCGACCAGGGGUAG
Molecule: messenger RNA, 579 nt
Organism: Aegilops tauschii subsp. strangulata
Lineage: Eukaryota; Viridiplantae; Streptophyta; Magnoliopsida; Poales; Poaceae
Product: BTB/POZ and MATH domain-containing protein 4-like
Biological process (GO): protein ubiquitination
Molecular function (GO): protein binding
Source: RefSeq, a predicted model, not a curated record